AUGGCCACGAAACACUCCUGGAAAACGACCUUUGACGUCGAACAUGUCAUUCGGCCGAUAUUUACGGGUGGUUCAAUUGCACUCGACAACAAAGCACAUGUUCUGGCCACAACCCUGGGCGAAGAUGCAGUGCUCACCAACCCCACCAACGGCAAGCUCCUGGCUCAGAUCGAGGGUGAUGGGGAGAUGAUAUCUACGCUGACAUUAACCCCGUCUGCCUCUCAUCUCAUAGUUUGCUCUCGGUCGCUGUCCAUGAAGAUAUUUGCCUUGAAGCGAUCCUUGGACGGCGAUGCAAUUGAAACUUCCCUCGUCCGUACGCUGAAACCGCACAGUACUCCUGUAGUCGUCUUGGCCGUCGAUCGCACAAGUACACUGCUUGCGACUGGUGGAACGGAUGGGACGAUCAAAGUCUGGGACAUUGCCGGCGGCUACGUGACGCAUACUUUCCGAGGACCUUCUGUGUUGGUUUCGGCCUUUCACUUUUUCGAAGUCGCUGCUCGGUCAAAGGACAGCAGCCGCUCGCGCGGAACGAAGAAGGAGGCCAAGGGAAACGACGACCAUUCUGAGGUCGAGGCUGGCGGCCCUAGCGCAACCAGCUUUCGACUUGCGUCAGGAAGCCAGGACGGAAAGGUGCGGAUCUGGGACCUGCAGAAGCGCGGCUGUGCCGCCAACCUGGACUCGCACGUCUCUGAUGUCCAAAAGAUCGAUUACUCCCCCGAGCAGCACGCGCUAGUUAGCGCCAGCAGGGAUAAGACCAUUAUCUGGUGGGAUACCAAGUCGUGGAAAAUCAGGAAAAUCGUCCCUUGCCUCGAGCUCGUGGAAACGGCCGGUUUUUUGGACAAUGGCCGCCUAACCUUCUCGGCUGGGGCGAAUGGCUGUUUGCGUAUCUGGGACACAGACAGUGGCAAGGAACUCACCCCCGCUCAGUCUGGGAAGAGCGAGGAAGAAGGCAUCGUGUCGGGCAUUCACCGCCCUGGAUUGCCGUUCAUCCUUUGCGUACAGGUGGACCACACGCUGGCGUUUUACCGCACUCCCUCCAAGGACUCGGCGCAACCUUGGACGGCCCCAGAACCUUUCCGUCGAAUCUCUGGCACUCAUGACGAAAUCAUUGAUCUUGGCUAUUUGCUUCCAGACAAAUCCCUCAUGGCGCUGGCUACCAACUCAGAGGAUGUUCGAAUCAUAUCCGUGGCUGAGCCCGAGCAAGUCCAAGAGACGGCGAAUUCGCCCGAGACAGGCUCGACUCCGUAUUUCGGCCAAGAUGUAGCAUUGCUUCGGGGACACGAGGAUAUCGUGAUUGCCCUGGAUGUUGACUGGUCAGGUCAUUGGAUUGCCACCGGUGCCAAGGACAACACUGCCCGAGUGUGGCGAGUCGAUGCGGCCAACAAUUCAUACACCUGCUGGGCAACCUUUUCUGGCCACGCCGAAUCUCUGGGGGCCGUCGCACUUCCCAAGACCGUCCCGGCAGACGGGUCUGCUGCACGAACCGACCCUCUCCACCAUCCCCCAGAGUUCCUCAUCACCGGUUCGCAGGAUCAAACCAUCAAGAAGUGGGAGAUUCCUCGACAACCUCAGCAUCAAGGCCUCAAGCCAAGGGCUCAUUUCACGCGGAAAGCUCACGACAAGGAUAUCAACGCCAUCAACGUGCAUCAUUCCGGCAGUUUGUUUGCGUCAGCCUCGCAGGACAAGACGGUCAAGAUUUGGUCAGUCAAAGAGGGCGAAGUCCAGGGUAUUCUUCGCGGCCACAAGAGAGGCGUCUGGUCUGUCCAGUUCUCCCCAGCCAACAUGGCUGCCGUUCAGCGAGAUGACGGUCCCGUCACAGGCAAGGGAGUGGUUCUCACAGGAAGCGGCGACAAGAGCGCGAAACUCUGGAACCUGUCAGACUACACCUGCAUCCGGACGUUUGAGGGCCAUUCAAAUAGCGUCCUGAAGGUGGCUUGGCUGAAAAUGCCGUGUCAGCAGGAGCAGCAAAGACAGCCCGUUCAGUUCGUGACGGCGGCCGGAGAUGGACUUGUCAAAGUCUGGGAUGCCAAUUCCGGCGAGACUGCGUGCACUCUGGACAACCACGAGGACAGGGUCUGGGCUGUGGCCGUUCAUCCCGAGACCAACGCCAUCACGUCCGGCAGCGGUGAUUCCACCGUGACGUUCUGGAAGGAUACAAGCGCCCAGACACGGGAGGCCGCGGCCCAAGCUACCAUGAAGAUGAUUGAGCAACAGCAGGAGCUGGAGAACCACGUUCACGCCGGCUCUUACAGAGAAGCCAUCACGCUUGCCCUCCAACUCAACCACCCCGGCCGGUUACUGAGCCUCUUCACAUCCGUCGUCACGAGCAACAGCCCCGACGAAGAUAGCCUGUGUGGUUUGAAAGCCGUCGACGACGUGCUGGGCAGCCUGUCUGAUGGGCAGAUAUUCCUGCUGCUGCUCAGGCUGCGCGACUGGAACACGAAUGCUCGAACGGCGCCAGUCGCGCAGCGCAUCCUGUGGACCUUGGUCAAGAGCUACCCGGCCUCCAGGUUCUCGAACCUGUCCGUCAGGGGAGGCCGAGGACAAAAGAGCCUGAGCGACGUCCUGCGGGGGCUGCGGGUGUACACGGAGCGCCACUACAAACGCAUGGAGGAGCUUGUGGACGAAAGCUACUUGGUCGAGUACACCCUGCGGGAGAUGGACAGUUUAGCCCCAGUCGAGCAGGGCGACGUUGGGAUGAGGGAGCUGGACGAUGGACAGGCGGACACCGUAAUGGCUGGAUGA
Messenger RNA from Ustilaginoidea virens, 2745 nucleotides. RefSeq lists its product as uncharacterized. The transcript has 3 exons. Bases 1 to 2745 code for a protein of 914 amino acids. Lineage: Eukaryota; Fungi; Ascomycota; Sordariomycetes; Hypocreales; Clavicipitaceae. Gene Ontology annotation, cellular component: nucleolus; 90S preribosome; small-subunit processome. The record is from RefSeq and is a predicted model, not a curated record. Gene Ontology annotation, molecular function: U3 snoRNA binding; protein binding. Gene Ontology annotation, biological process: endonucleolytic cleavage in 5'-ETS of tricistronic rRNA transcript (SSU-rRNA, 5.8S rRNA, LSU-rRNA); endonucleolytic cleavage to generate mature 5'-end of SSU-rRNA from (SSU-rRNA, 5.8S rRNA, LSU-rRNA).